This is a messenger RNA of Spodoptera littoralis (African cotton leafworm), 1080 nucleotides long. NCBI's taxonomy places the organism in Eukaryota, Metazoa, Arthropoda, Insecta, Lepidoptera, Noctuidae. The record is from the annotation of a GenBank genome assembly.
AUGUUCUCGUCCCUGGUAGACAUGGCGCGGAACUCGCCAUUCCGCGGCCCGAUGACACCCGCCCAGUGUCAAUCCACAGACCUCACACCGGCCAUCGAACAGCCCAGCGGUAUGGCGGCCGCUGCCGUGGUCCAGGGCGACUCCUGCGAGUUCGCCUCCCCCAAAUACUUCGCUCUGUGCGGUCUUGGAGGAAUCCUUUCUUGCGGUAUCACCCACACAGCCGUAGUGCCCCUGGAUCUGGUGAAGUGCCGUCUCCAGGUAGACCCUGACAAGUACAAGAAUGUGGUCAACGGAUUCAAGGUCUCCGUGGCUGAGGAGGGCAUCAGAGGUCUCGCCAAGGGAUGGGCGCCCACCUUCAUCGGAUACUCGCUCCAGGGUCUUUGCAAAUUCGGUCUGUAUGAGGUCUUCAAAGUCACUUACAGUGGUCUUCUGGAUGAGGAGACGGCUUACACUUACCGUACCGGAGUAUACCUCGCCGCUUCAGCAUCAGCUGAGUUCUUCGCUGACAUUGCUCUGUCGCCCCUAGAAGCUGCCAAGGUGAGGAUCCAGACGAUGCCUGGCUUCGCCACCACCCUCCGUGAGGCCUGGCCUAAGAUGGUCCAGAAUGAAGGUUAUGGAACAUUCUACAAGGGCCUGGCGCCACUAUGGGGUAGACAGAUCCCGUACACCAUGAUGAAGUUCGCCUGCUUCGAGAAGACCCUGGAACUGCUUUACAAGUACGUUGUCCCCAAGCCUCGUGAACAGUGCACGAAGGGCGAGCAGUUGGUAGUCACCUUCGCCGCUGGAUACAUCGCUGGUGUCUUCUGCGCCAUCGUCUCACACCCUGCUGACACCGUCGUAUCUAAGCUGAACCAGGACAAGACUGCAACAGUGGGUGGUAUCAUGGGCAAGCUCGGCUGGGCCGGAGUAUGGAAGGGUCUCGGACCUAGGAUCAUCAUGAUCGGUACCCUCACUGCGCUGCAAUGGUUCAUCUAUGACGCUGUCAAGGUAUGGCUCCGUAUGCCACGCCCACCACCGGCGGAGAUGCCCGAAUCCAUGCGCAAACGACUUGAGGCCGAAGAAGCGGGGAAAUCCAAGUGA